UCGUAUAUAUCAAGUAAACAGAGAGAAAAGAAGAAAAAAAUCUCCUCUUUUUCCUCCUUGAUCGGAGGGUCGCCGUCUUCAUCAGAAGGAUAUGGACGGUGUUGGAGAGAUGACGGCGACGGAGGCGAGAGGGUUGAAGAAAGGGCCGUGGACGGCGACGGAGGAUGCGAUCUUGACGGAGUACGUGAAGAAACACGGCGAAGGUAAUUGGAACGCGGUGCAGAAAAACUCAGGCUUGCUCCGGUGUGGAAAAAGCUGCCGUCUACGGUGGGCCAAUCAUCUCCGGCCAAAUCUGAAGAAAGGAUCUUUUAGUCCUGAUGAAGAAAAGAUCAUCAUCGAGCUUCACGCUAAGCUGGGAAACAAAUGGGCUCGUAUGGCUUCUCAGUUACCUGGACGAACAGACAACGAGAUCAAGAACUAUUGGAACACGAGGAUGAAGAGAAGACAACGAGCGGGUUUGCCUUUAUACCCUCAAGAGAUUCAGCAUCAUCAACGAAAUGAUCAUGAUGAUGAUGAUGAUGAGUUUGAGUUUGAGUUUAAUUCCUUUCAAUUCCAAAACCAAGACCAUCAUAAUAAUCACCUUCAAUACACUAAUUCUUCCAAUACUUCAUCAUCCUCUUCUUCAUUCUCUUCUUCGUCUUCUCAACCUCCAAAAAGGCUGUGUUUAGAUCCCUUAAUCUCUACUAAUCCAGUCCUAAACCAGAUCCCGGACUCUCCAAUGAAUUUUCAAAUGUUCUCUCUUAAUUACAACAAUAGCCUUGAUCAUCAGAACGAAAAUAACCAGUUUGGUUUCUCUCUUCCUUUGUCAUCAUCCUCAUCGUCUAAUGAGUUGUGCAACCCCAACCAACUUCUUGAGCUCAUCUCCGAGAGUUUUGACACAAACAAUACCAACAAGAUCAAUGACAUUGAUGCUAUGAGUUAUAGUUCAUUGCUUAUGGGGGAUCAUCAUGAUCAGAUCAUGAGACCGAGUUCUUUCCCUUUAGGACUAGACAAUCCCGUCCUAGAGCUUCCUUCAUACCAAACACCGACCCAUUCGCUCACUUCUAAUACCAUUCUUGAAAAUGGUGUCAAUCUUGAUCCACCUGCUAGCAGCAACAGUGGAUUGCUUGACGCCCUCUUGGAGGAGUCUCAAGCCUUGUCUCGAGCAGGAAUCUUCAAGGACGUUAGGGUUUCUCCAAAUGAUCUACGUGAAGAUCAAGACAAGACAGUGAAGAUGAAGUUUGAGAAUCGGUUAAUGGAUCAUCUAAACUCUUCUCAUCAAUCAUCAUUCGAAACAAACCCUAAUCAUUACAAACAGUACAAUGAGCCAACGAUGGUGAAGGCAACGGUGGAUGAUGAUGACGACAUAUUGAUGAGCCUUCUCAACAACUUCCCUUCGACAACACCAUUACCUGAUUGGUACCGGACGACAGAAAUUCAAACGGAAGCCUCACCGACCGGAAUCUUUGUCGGAAACCAUCAAGUUAACAACAACAAGAUGGAACCAUACAAGGCCCAACCUUCGUCCGGUGUGGAUCCUAUGGCCUCGUUGGGGUCAUGCUAUUGGGGCAACAUGCCUAGAAUUCGCUAAUUUGGAACCACCCCUCAUGAGCAAAAUCAUUUCUUUGGUCUUUGGAGAAACAAAAGAGAGAGAGCUAAUUGUGAGCUUGAUUUGGCUCUGUUUGUGUAAAAUCUUGUUUUAAGUUGUUCAGUUUAAGAUGUGCUAUGAACUUUAUGUUAGUACAUGUUUUCAAGGGGCCAAAAAUCAAAAGAGAAA
Molecule: messenger RNA, 1756 nt
Organism: Eutrema salsugineum
Lineage: Eukaryota; Viridiplantae; Streptophyta; Magnoliopsida; Brassicales; Brassicaceae
Product: transcription factor MYB101
Exons: 3
Coding region: 92-1570 (492 amino acids)
Source: RefSeq, a predicted model, not a curated record